UUAUUUUUAUUUUGUAGGCUGGCGAAAUUUCAUUUUGUGGCAAAUAAGAGAAAUUAAGGGAACUUGAAGAAAAUUCCUUUUUUCUUCUGGGUUUAAUUAGAUCAACCAAAAAAAGCUUAAAUGUGGAGGGGAAGUGCUAAGAAUUUUGUAUUUUUCUGAUAGUAGUGCGUAAGUCACAAUAUCUUGCUGCCUCGGGAUUACAAGCAAAUUUGGACCCGAUUGCUUCCCUACUCGAGGAGGUGUCACAAUUUUCCUGAAUUUUUUUCUUGAAUAUUUUUGAUUUUUUUGCCUAAGCAAACUUCACAAAUUAUGUUUUUUCCAAGCUGGUUUUUCACCCCUACAAUGUUUUUUUCCACCCCUACAAGACCGCGUAAAAUAAAUUAAAUAGAGUCGAGACCUCACGAAACAAAAUUUCGCUUAUCCCGUUUGUAUGUAUGUGUUUUGACGAUUUUACAUUUUGACAAAAAAUUUUAAAACAAAUUUUCUUCAAUUUCCUUUAAUUUUGUGUAUAGUCUGCCACGCGUAAAUGAACAAACAAGUUUUUAAUAUAAAGGGGGGAAAGGCAACAGAGGGAAAGAGAAGAGAAAAUAAGACAAUUGGGCCAAUUUAUUCAAUUUAUUUUUUAAAUUUUAUUUUCUUCCUUUUAUUGAGGGAAUAUUAUUUUAAAGACAAAAAAAGCUAAUUUUAAGUUAAAAAUUUAAAGAUUAAGUAAAACACAUUGUUCGUUGAUUGUUAACUUUUUUCCUCUUUUUAAAUUCUUCCUUUAACUCUUUAUUAGAAAUUUCGGCGCGGAAAUGUUUUGGCGCGGAAGUAUAAAAAUGCCUGAGGGGAUUAUAUUUAAUGAUGAUUUUUUCCAUGAAUAUUCCCCAUACUUUUAGCUCUCUUCCUGUAGAAUUUCAAAAUUUUUUGUUAAAAAUUCCAAAAGUUAUGUGAGGAAAACUAAAAAAUAUCGUAUUUUUCAAGGGUAAAUAGACCAUUUUUGACCAUAUUCUAUAUAAUUCUGGAUCAAAAAUUCUGAAAUUUUUUGUCAAGUUAGGUAGCACUAUUGAGGCUAACUGGUGAAAAUUAUAUUUGAUUAGGUUCAUAUUUGACAAUUUUUUACAGCCACGCCUUAACGCCCUUAAGUCCAAUUCCCCCUCUUUUUUUCUUUUUAAUAUUAUUUUUUUCAUAAAUAUUUUAUUGGAUAACUUAUCUUAUUUUUGUUUC
Meloidogyne enterolobii is the source of this 1206-nucleotide messenger RNA. NCBI's taxonomy places the organism in Eukaryota, Metazoa, Nematoda, Chromadorea, Rhabditida, Meloidogynidae. The record is from the annotation of a GenBank genome assembly.